Molecule: messenger RNA, 2011 nt
Organism: Mugil cephalus (flathead mullet)
Lineage: Eukaryota; Metazoa; Chordata; Actinopteri; Mugiliformes; Mugilidae
Gene: rars2
Product: arginyl-tRNA synthetase 2, mitochondrial
Exons: 20
Coding region: 42-1838 (598 amino acids)
Biological process (GO): mitochondrial translation; arginyl-tRNA aminoacylation
Cellular component (GO): mitochondrion; cytoplasm
Molecular function (GO): arginine-tRNA ligase activity; ATP binding
Source: RefSeq, a predicted model, not a curated record
UAACCAGGAAGUACAGAGAUCAUGUCAGUGUGAACGGUCCAAUGAAUGGAUUAUUGACCUUUUUAUCACAGUUUAUUUUCCUUGUACGUUCAGGAAACAUGGCCUCCUUCUUUAGAAGAAGAAUUGCAGAGAAGCUGAGCAGGACUCUGCAGCAGUCCGAGGAUGCCCUGAUACCAGCUCUGGCAGCAGUUCCGGUUAUGAAGAAACAGCAGGCUGCUGACUUCAAACUGUCAAUUAACACUUUACGAGACAAUGGGAUUUUACCAUCCAGUGGAGACAUUCAGCUGCAAGCAGAAGACUUGGCCUCUCAGUUAAAGCGGGACAGCAUGGUGGAGGACAUCUUUACUGGACGUGGACUGGUUAUGUUUAAAGUGAAUCCUAAGCUCCUUGCCCAGAAAUUGUUGGAGCCAUUUGGAAAGGGUGAGGAUGACAAAUUCGGGUUAAACAGUGAACUUUUUAAUAGUCUCAAAAAAGGAACAACAUUAGUGGAGUACAGCUCUCCAAAUAUCGCCAAAAAGUUUCAUGCUGGACACUUGCGUUCUACAAUUAUUGGUAACUUUAUCGCUAACCUGAAACAAACACUUGGAAACGAUGUCAUUCGAAUGAACUAUCUCGGAGACUGGGGCAUGCAGUUUGGUUUGCUGGGAGCUGGCUUUGGCCAAUUCGGAUGCGUGGAAAAAUUAAAACAGAAUCCUUUACAGCAUUUGUUUGAGGUUUACGUACAAGUCAACAAAGAAGCCGAGCACAACGAGGAUAUCAAGCAGGCUGCCAGAGACUUCUUUAGACAGCUGGAGCAGCACGAGAGCCACGCUGUGUCGUUAUGGCAACAGUUCAGAGACAUCACAGUGGAAGAGUAUCAGCAUGUUUAUAAGCGGUUAGGGGUCCAGUUUGAUGUUUACAGCGGGGAGUCCUUUCACCAGGACGGGGCUCAGGAGGUGGUGCAGCAGCUCCGGAGCCGAGGCCUGCUGAAAAUCGCAGAGAACGGGACCGGUGUGGUGGAUCUUUCCGCGGACGGAGACAUGAGCAGCGUCUCUACGUUGCUCCGCAGCGACGGCACCACUCUCUACAUCACCCGAGAUAUCGCUGCAGCUGUUGACCGCAAGGAGAAGUACAGCUUUGAUGAGAUGAUUUACGUGACAGACAAAAGUCAACAGAAUCACUUCUACCAGCUUUUCCAGAUCCUACUUGCCAUGGGACAUUCCUGGGCUGACAGGUGUCGGCACGUGUCCUUCGGGCUGGUGCAGGGCAUGAAGACCAGGACCGGUGACGUGGUGUUUCUGGAGGACGUGCUGGACGAAGCUCGGACCAGGAUGCUCCACAACAUGAGCCAGUCCAACACAACGAAGGAAAUGGACGACCCAGAGGACACGGCAGAGAAAGUGGGAAUCAGUGCACUCAUCGUCCAGGACUUUAAAGGUCCCCUGCAGUCCGACUACAAGUUCGACUGGGAUCGGAUGCUGCAGGCUCAGGGCGACACGGGCGUCUUCCUGCAGUACACGCACGCUCGACUCUGCAGUUUAAAGCGGAGGAAUGAAGGCUUGGAGGCAGCCACGUUCGACCCGUCGCUUCUCCCCGAGCGGACGAGUGUCACCAUCCUGCAGCACCUCCUUCGUUAUGACGAGGUGCUCUACCAGUCGGCCCAGGAUCUGCAACCCAAACACCUUGUCAACUUUUUACUGAAGCUGUGCCACCUGAUCGCCUCGGCGCACAGAGAGCUGCCGGUGAAAGGAAGCCCCCAGGAUGUUGCACAGGCAAGGUUACGUCUGUUCAGUGGCGCCUGCUCAGUCCUCGCCAACGGGAUGAAGAUCCUGGGCAUCACGCCGGUCGAUAAGAUGUGAAACUGAAGUCUCUGACUUCUUUGUCAAUGCUAUUUCACUGCAGCAGAAGGUGACAAUACUGUUGUUGUAAAUUUGUACUGUAAAUACAGAGCCUUACGUUUUCAGAAUAAAAAAAAAAAAAAAAAGAUUUUAUUUGAAAGUCCACUGAAGGAGGUUUAUUCUGAGGCACGAUU